This is a messenger RNA of Scheffersomyces coipomensis, 2745 nucleotides long. RefSeq names its product LIM domain-containing protein. The record is from RefSeq and is a predicted model, not a curated record. NCBI's taxonomy places the organism in Eukaryota, Fungi, Ascomycota, Pichiomycetes, Serinales, Debaryomycetaceae. The transcript has 3 exons. Bases 1 to 2745 code for a protein of 914 amino acids.
AUGUCAAUCCCAGAAAUCAAAACAAAGACCAUAUUUUGUAGGACAACCAUCUCCAAAGGUGCAAGACUCGGCGUUUCCUCCAUUCAAGUGGAACAUCGUUACAAAGGUGUUUAUGAAAGAGCUGGGUUUGAUGUUAAUACUGAAUCUGAGAGAAAGCUGUCUCCUACUGAUACUAAAUCAUUUCAUUCAACUAGAUCUAAUCCAAAGAAAUCUUCCAAUGGUAUUCAAUCGCCAACCGAUUCAAAAUCUGUUUCUCCUACUUCUAUAAAACAGCAAUCAUUUAAAUCGAAUUCAGCAGAGCAAUUGAACUCUAAAGUGAAUCAUAAUCAUGCUAAUAAUCAAAUUAAGCCAUUUGCGUCAGCAUCAUCAAAUCCAUAUAAUGCUCCAACAUCAGCUAAAUCUGCCACAUUUGGAAACAUCAAAUCAAUGCCAUAUCCAAUGUCUCCGCCAUUAACAUCGACUCGAUCAUUUUCAGAGUCUCAAUUACCAAUGUCAAAUACUUCAGCCCCAUAUCAAAGAUCAUUUAGUGAGUCUAAAGCUGUCUCGCCUACCAAGAACCAACAAUUGCCAAAUCCAACUCCUAUUGAACCAUUCAAACCAUCUAUAUCUCAUCAAAAGAACUACAAGAAUCUUAGACUUAACCUUGAUGAUGGUCCUCAAACCGAGAAUUAUGAGCAUGAAGGAACACAGAAGAUUUAUGAUUCCGAUAGUGAAAAUGAAAUGAUUAACACUAUCUCGCCAAAAGAAAACUCUUUUGAUGAAACUAGAAACACUUCAAUUGAUAAAUCAGACCCAAUCAAGCAAAAUAUUCCACAAAUUCAAUCAAGAAUUCCUCAUAAUAAUAAUAAUAAUAACGAGAGCUAUAAUGGUAAUAAUAGUGGCGUGAAUCCUAAUUACAAUCCUUAUCAGCAACCACAACAUCAUAUUGCCCAAACACAAAUUCCUCAACAGCAACCAUAUCAGAUGGGUCCAGCGCAAAUUCCACAACAGCAACAACAACAUCAACAUUAUGGAUUUCCUCGUAUAAAUACAAAUCAACAUAUUCCACAACAGCAACCAAAACAAUGGAAUCAACCUUCUCAAGGAAGUAAUAAUUAUCAAGAACGUGAGCGUCAACCAGAAAUUCCUCAAUUCAAAAUUGAUGCUCCAGAAGCAAACUUCAGUAUGCCAGAAAGCAAUUCUACUUACAGAUUAUCGAACGCAUUGGAUGAAUUUAAGAGAGAUAUUCAAGCUCAUAAAAAUUAUGUACCAAGAUCUCCCUCGAUCCCUAACACUCCACCUGAACUACCAGCUUCAUCUCCUACAGAAUUAGGUUUAACUCGUUUUGAGAAAUUGGUUAGCAAUCCAAAAUAUGGUACUGAUAAUGAAACACAACAACUUCCAUAUCCAGUGAAUGAGUUAUCAAUUGCUCCCAGUCCCAGAGAAGCUAGAUUAAGUCAGUUAUCUAUGGUGAGUUCUAUAAUAUCAAAGGAAUCAAACUAUAGUGAUGACGAUGAUGCUGUUGAAAAGGAGCUAAAGAGACAAUUGGAUAUGUUGAAGCAGAAUGGAGGAAGUGAUUUGUUUGAAAAAGAAGAAAGCUCAAUCACAGAAUCAUUUGAUCAUAAUGAGGUAGAUCAAGAAGCUAACAUUCCACAAAUUCAAAUCAACAACAUGGAUGAUAUUCCUGAAACAGAUGAAGCCGAAGAAGAGGAAGUUGAUGAAGAAGGAACUAGAAAUCAAGAGGCUGUUAAUACCCAAAUUAAUGAAGCUAAGAGAGGUAGCGAUUCUUCUAGUAAUUCAGUCGAUUUAGAUGAUAUGUCCUCUACUGCUUCAUACGACUCCGUGAAACCAUUAUCAGUUCGUCAUUCAGCUAAUGUUUCAUUCAAUACCAUUGAACUUCCACCAUCACCAGCUAAAUUCAGAAAAGAAGUUAAAUUCACUGAUGUGGAUAGUUUUGUUUCGCCAGUAAGAGGAAAUUUCCAAAAUAUCAGUGAACUGCCUCUUGAAGCAUCAUUUCCUCAAAGUCCAACUCCUGUUAAGUCUGUUCCUACAGUGAAAAUUGAAGAAGACGUCAAACCUUUAAGUCCUAAGAACCACGAAAUUGAAAAGGAAUUGAAGGGUCUUAAUUUUGAAAUUCAACAAGCUACCGAGUCUCCUUCUCAAUUUAUGAUAAACGAUAAUUCGGAAUUAGUCAGUAAAGAUGCUAUAAAAUCACCUAUUAAUGAUGCAAAUGUUAAUGAAGAAUUAGAACAAGAGUCAAGAGAAGAAGGUCGUCAUGUUGUGGUCGCUCCAGGAACUGGUCCUUGUAGAUCAUGUCGUAACCCAAUACUAUCGAACGCAAAAGGUUCACAAAAAGCAAUUUAUUCAAAGACAGGCGAAUUAUCUGGACAAUGGCAUAGAAGCUGUUUUCAAUGUGCUUAUGAUGAUUGUGGAAUCGUGUUUUCUAAAAAUGUUCAAUGUUAUGCCUUACACAAUCAACCAUAUUGUUUCAGCCAUUAUCAUCAAUUGAAUAAUACAACUUGUGAAGGAUGUGGAAUUGGUAUUGAAGGUGAUUGUAUUGAGAAUGAAUUAGAACAAAAAUGGCAUUUAAAUUGUUUAACAUGUCAUAAAUGUAAUGAUAUGAUUAACAAUGAUUAUUUCCUUAUUAAUGGAAAGAUCUUCUGUGAAUCUGAUGCCCACAUAUUAAUUAGUAACAGCCAUCAAGCUGGAUUAUCCAGUACAGAUAAGAUUGAGAAGAGAAGAACGAGAUUACUCUUCCUUGAUUAA